AUGUCGGAUUGGUCGCCUGCGGUAGUCCACUUGCUUGUGCACUUCUUCCCACUUGAGUUUAUGGACAACCUACUAACCAUUACUUGGGCCGUUCUUAGGGACUAG
Messenger RNA from Plenodomus lingam JN3, 105 nucleotides. Lineage: Eukaryota; Fungi; Ascomycota; Dothideomycetes; Pleosporales; Leptosphaeriaceae. The record is from RefSeq and is a predicted model, not a curated record.